This is a messenger RNA of Venturia canescens, 5567 nucleotides long. RefSeq names its product P-element somatic inhibitor (gene Psi). The transcript is spliced from 14 exons. The record is from RefSeq and is a predicted model, not a curated record. The coding region runs from base 344 to 2677 and encodes 777 amino acids. NCBI's taxonomy places the organism in Eukaryota, Metazoa, Arthropoda, Insecta, Hymenoptera, Ichneumonidae. Gene Ontology annotation, cellular component: nucleus; cytoplasm. Gene Ontology annotation, biological process: regulation of DNA-templated transcription; regulation of alternative mRNA splicing, via spliceosome; mRNA processing. Gene Ontology annotation, molecular function: mRNA binding.
CCGACGCUUGCGCGCCUUGCCGUAUCGCCGUUGUUCUUCCCCGCCAGUACUGUGUGUCUGUGUCCCCGUUGUGUCUUUCGUUUCAACAUAAACCGACAAAUAUAACUGUAAAAAUUACAACAAAAAAUCAUUUAAAGACAUAUCAGAAAGUGUAUUUAAGAAAAGCAAAAUCCCGGAUUUCGGAAAUCGUUUGAAACGUAGAAAGUUUCACGAACGUUGAACAACAACCAGAGUCCUAGAAGCCUGAACGAGAGAGACAGCCAAGUACGCGAAACAUAAAGCGGCAAAAAAAAAUUCCGACGAGGAUAAGCCGGAGUAACGUCCAAGCCCUUCAUGGUUCAACAUGAGUGAUUAUUCAGCGGUUGCUCCGCCACAAAAUUUCAGCCAGAGUUCAGCUUUCGCAGCGGCUCUGCAACGCGCUAAACAGAUUGCAGCAAAGAUUAAUCCAGCUGGCGCUCAAGGGAAUACCGAGAACAAGCUCAAGCGCCCUCUCGAAGACGGCGCAGAACCAGAAGCAAAGAAAAUGACGGCUUUGGUGGCUGAUCCGAUGAUAGGAAUGAGGGGAGCUCCAGGUUCUGGUCCACCAAUAGGGGAAGUUGCAAACCAAGCUAUGAGAGCGACGCAGCAAGUAUCAUCACCACCAGGGAUGAUGGGUGGUCUUGGCGGCAUUUGUAACGAGGACAUCAGAGUCCCUGACAAAAUGGUUGGACUGAUAAUUGGCAGAGGCGGAGAACAAAUAACAAGAUUGCAAAGUGAAACAGGAUGUAAAAUACAAAUGGCGCCUGAAAGUGGCGGUCUGCCUGAGCGUGUUUGCACUCUAACCGGCUCGCGAGAAGCUGUCAAUCGAGCCAAGGAGCAGGUCCUCUCGAUCGUGAAUCAAAGAAGCAGAACUGAAGGAAUUGGCGAUAUGAAUAUGAGUGGAGGUGGAAGUAGCGGCGGCAGCGGAACUGGUUCCAUGAUGGGUGGUUCCGGAAGCACUGGAGGACAUCCCAAUUUUGUUGAGAUCAUGAUUCCUGGCCCCAAGGUCGGUCUCAUCAUCGGUAAAGGUGGCGAAACGAUUAAACAACUUCAAGAAAAAUCUGGAGCCAAAAUGGUUGUCAUACAAGAUGGACCUUCGCAAGAACAAGAGAAACCAUUGCGUAUUACCGGCGACCCUCAAAAAGUCGAGCACGCGAAACAAUUGGUUUACGAUCUCAUAGCUGAAAAAGAGAUGCAGAUGUUCCACAGAGGUGGUGCGAGAGGAGCCGGCGGAGGCGGCGGAGGCGAGCGAGGAAGUUUUUCAAACGACAAUAACGGUUAUAAUCAUGGUGGAGCCGGAGGAGACGGAGUUGAAGUACUCGUACCUAGAGCCGCGGUCGGCGUCGUCAUUGGUAAAGGCGGCGAUAUGAUAAAGAAGAUUCAAGCCGAGACUGGUGCCAGAGUACAAUUCCAACAAGGCCGUGAAGACGGACCGGGCGACCGUAAAUGUUUACUUUCCGGAAAACAUCAAGCCGUUGAACAAGCUCGACAGCGGAUUCAGGAACUUAUAGACAGUGUAAUGAGGAGAGACGAUGGAAGAAAUCCAAUGGGAGGUGGUGGUAGAGGAGGACCGCGCGGGAAUGGCUUCGGAGGUGGUGGACGUCAGCCCGGUGAAUACGGUGGCUGGGACAGACGUCAGAGCGGCGGUCCAAUGCAGGAUAAAAUUGAAACUACUUUCACCGUGCCCUCGACUAAAUGUGGAAUCAUAAUUGGAAAAGGUGGCGAAACGAUUAAGCAAAUAAACCAACAAACCGGAGCGCACUGUGAACUUGAUCGGAGAAAUCAGAGCAACGAAAAUGAAAAAAUAUUCAUCAUUCGUGGCAACCCAGAACAAGUUGAACACGCAAAAAGGAUAUUCAGCGAAAAGCUAGGAAUGUGCGAUCCCAUGCACGAAUUCCAGGGCCAAGCAGGAGCUCCGUUUGCUGGAGGUCAAGGACCAAUUGGUUACAAUCCAAGUUGGAACGCAGGUUCUGGCUAUCAGGCUUGGCCUAACCAGCAACAAUCUGCCGAUGCUGGUAAUGCUAGUCAAGCAGCCGUACAAGUGAAUCCCCAAACUGGCCAGCCGGAUUAUAGCGCUCAAUGGGCCGAAUAUUAUCGCUCCCUUGGCAUGCAUCGAGAAGCGGAUAUGAUAGAGCAACAAGCGAAACAACCUAAACCGGAUCACAAUCAGCAGCCCGCACCUCCUGGUGCCGGAGGUCCGACAGCCCCUACUCCCCAACAACAGCAGCCUCAGCCACCGCAGCAAACAGCCCCUCAACAACAACAGCAGCAACAACCAAAUGCUGCGCAAAACGGUGGUCAGGCGGAUUACAGCGCCCAAUGGGCAGAGUAUUACAGAAGCAUGGGAAAAAUUAAAGAAGCCGAAGCGAUCGAAGCUCAAAUGAAGGCCGGCAAGUUGGGAAUGCAGGCUAAUCAAAUGGCUCAACCACAAAUGCAACAGCCGAUGCAAGGUCAAGCAGCGGGUCCGCAAGCAAGCGCGCCAAACGCUUUCCCGCAGGUUUACGGGAGUUAUCCCGGGAUGAAUCCGGCAGGUGGAGCACCAGCGGGUUAUUACGCGAGUACGGGCGCCGCUCCGCAACCUCCGGCCGGUCAACAAAAUCCAGCCUUCCCCGGUGGCUAUCAAAACUAUGCGUUCUCACAGCCCAGUUCCGACAAUUGAAGCCUCGAUCCUCAUCAUUUUCGAACAACAAAUCCUGACUAAAUACAUAUUUUUCAGAUAGCUUUCCAUUGGGACGCGGUUAAUGCCUGCUGUUAUCUCCAUACAAUGUUCACUCUUAAAAAAAAAAAAAAAAACAAGCAACAGAAAAAUCGUAAUUGGCCGAAAUAUUAGCAGCGAACUUUUUUUUGUCGAAAAAGACACAUACAAAAACACAUAGGAAACCGAGUUGAACCCUAUUUAUAUGGCGAUUAUCGUCCGACGUUUCCUCAAAUAUAUAUAUAUAUAUAUGUAUAUAUCUAUACAUAUAUACAAAACAAACAUACGAACACACAUACACACACACACACGUACACAAACACACACGAUACACGACACACACAAAGUAUAUAUGUAUACACAUAUAUUGUAGAAUAUCCAUUGUUCUAAUUUCUAAUUAUAAGCAACAAAAAACGAAAGCAACGUCUAAAAUCGAAUUGAGUUGGAAUAGUGUAAUAUGUAAUAACCAACAUUAUUAUGCUCAUAUGUGUCAUUUAUUUUGUCUUUCUCUCUUUAUCUUCUUCCACGAAUUGAAAAAAAAAAAAAAAAAUAAUACUAUGAAAAAAAAGCAAGAUCAAUGUGAGGAAUAAAUAAAUUAGCGUUAAGCAGGUGACCGCAGAAAUGGAACGAGGAUCGACCAAUAUAUCGAAACUCCAAGCGGAACGAAGACACCUUUUUUUCCACCAUUUUCCCCUUCACGAUUGUAGUAGUGAUGUCUUUCACACGUUGUUGCGAUUUUCAAUCCCGAGGUCGAAAAAUGUAUGUACGCGAGUAUAACUUCAGGAUGCCUCGUAAAUUUGAAAGCAAAUUUAUUAUGAUUAUUAUUAUCAUUGCCAUCAUUAUAAAUUGUUUCGAUCGAAACGAUUUAAAAUUUUCCACUCCCCAUGAAAUGCUCAAAUAUUUUCGUACGAAAUAUUUAUCUGGAAAAUAAUGCUCCAUCGUUUGUUCUAUCGAAAUAAGGUUUUCUCCUAUCGCAAUUAUGAAAAUUUAACCCAUAAAAAUCGACUUACAUAUAUAUGAAUGAUAUAUAUUAGAUUUAAUAUAUUCGUGUCUACGAUAGACGUAAGUCCAAAAAACCAUUUAUAUAUUGUUCACGUUUGAUUGAACUUUCGAAAAUGUCGACUUCGGUGCGACGAUUUUUUCUCUCUUUUUCUCUUGGGUUUUUCAAAUUAUAGAUCCAGAGAAAGCAGCGAGUUUUUAUAUGGCUGUUCCUCCGACAAUCUCGAGGCUAACAGUGUAUGGGUUAACUCGAUUCGAAACUUAUUGUGCUGAUGCAUAUAUUUAUUAGUCGGAAGGUAUCGAAAAUACCGGACACCGAAAACAAUGCAAGGGAGAAAGUGCAUGCGUCCCUAGGGAACCAGGAUGUGAAUGGUGAACCAGAUUUUUGAGGGAUGCGUGAAGAAACUUUGUAACGGAGAACGAUUUUUUUCUAAUUCCAUUCAAACGAAUCACUGAAAAUCUCAUAGUGAAAAAAACAGAAUUGCUAUUAGAUUAUAAAUCAUUAUUAACGAUUGUAACGUGGACAGAAGAGUUUGAUUUUUACAGCCGCGUUUUAACGAUAUAAAGAAAAAGUCUUAUCCAAUAAUUAUCCAAUAAAAAUAUAAAACUGAACGAGCGACGAAACACCGCGAUUUUUCUCUUGCCUCAAUUUUUUAACUUCUUUCAUCGAAAACUAAUGAAGUGCAACGACAUUUGUGAAGUGUUAUUUUGGAGAUGUGGAUAUGAAAAUGAAUAAUUGAUAAGGAGAUCUGAAGCUACAAGGUAUUAAUUGACCAACUAAUCUUAAAUAUCUACGUUUUUUUUCGUUUGAAAGUGUCAUUUUUUAUUUUCGUUUCUUUUGCGCUGCAAUCAUUUCAUUUUCACAUUUUUCAUGUGUACAUGUAUUUUUUAAUAGCAUAUCUUUGCCCCUUUUUGUAUUUACAGAGACCAAAAGUAAACUUUAGUGGAUGUUGUACAGAUUUCAUUUCUUGUGUAUAUUUUUCAUUUCUCUGUUAGAUGUAUCUGUGUGCCAGAUGAAUUGAUGCAAUCGAUACGAAAUUUAUAUCAUACAACUUAAAUCAGUACACUUGCAAAGAAAAACGAAUACACACCUUAAAAUCACCGGGUUCGCACCAAUAUUGAUCUUACUAACUAGCUUCACCAAGUAUUUUUUUGUGAGUGUAUUUCAUAUCUAUAAAUACUGUUCAUACUGUUUUCAUUUUACAGCAAAUUUAUGAACUUAAUUACGUAUGUAUCGUUUCAGGAACAGGGGUCCGUAUCGGAGUCCUUUGCUACGGAAGAAUCAAAUGAGCGAAUUUUCAAAUUGUUUCUUCUUUCCUCUUUUCUUUUUGAUUUCAAUACUUUUGUAUAUCAUUGUUAUUAUGAAUUCGUCCUAUACACCAUUCCUCUUGUCAAUGUAAAUACAAUGUUUCAUUUGCAUCCGGUUUCUUGUACAAUAGAUCGUGGAGUAUACUAGGCGUGUGCGACGAUUGAAAAAACUAUAGGGAAAUUUCCCAAAAUGAGCUAUCAUUGAAUUUCUUCUUUGUUUUUUUUUUCGCGUGUGUAAUACCUCUCGUCAAUGAACUGUAAAAGCUAGAUUUAUAUUUGUAUUACAAAUAUUUAUAUUACAAUUUGAGACACUUGAGAACCUUUUGAUGUAAGAAUAUUUAUACAUAUUUUCGAAUGUAUCCUCCGCUCGGCGGGAUUAUUCAUCUCAGCUAUUUUUUCUUCGUAUUGUUGCGAGCAUUUUUUUACGUAUGUUAAUUAUGUAGAUUUUUUUGUACAUUAGAGAUCGUCAUCCGUUCGCUCUUUUUUAAAUUCUCUUUUCUUUUUUAUCGUCGACUUGUUAUAUCGUUAAUAAAAUCGUAACUUGAAA